Colossoma macropomum (tambaqui) is the source of this 2253-nucleotide messenger RNA. It is a transcript of the gene cfap107, whose product is annotated as chromosome unknown C1orf158 homolog. The transcript has 4 exons. The record is from RefSeq and is a predicted model, not a curated record. The coding region runs from base 1585 to 2220 and encodes 211 amino acids. Lineage: Eukaryota; Metazoa; Chordata; Actinopteri; Characiformes; Serrasalmidae.
UUAUAAUCUAAGAAUAGCUCCAUUUGUUUGCACUGAAGUCCCUGUAUACACUUAAAAAAGACGGUUCUUCAAGGGUUCUUUAGUAAAGAAAAUGGUUUAAAAUAGAACCAUGAACACUUACAGAACGCUUUAAAUAAUUAAAGGGUUCUUUGCAUCAUGAAAUGAUUCUUCUGACUGAUGAAGAAUGUGUUGUUCACCUGCCUUGUAGGCCCACUAUCUGCUGAACACCUCAUGUUAUUAGCAUUUUAAUUCUUCCAUUCUUCAGUGGGCAGUUUUUCACCACAAGACCGCUGUUGACCAAGUGUUAUUUGGGUGGUGGACCAUUCUCAGCACAGCAGUGAUGCUGACAUGGUAGUACAUGUCAGUAAACAGGUACAAAUGUAUUGCUGUAUUACUUGCCCAGAUAGACAGCAUAUAUCGGUCUGCUGACUUCAUAAGGUCAACACCCCACUGACUGUUUGCCACUGCUGGUCCACCCUGGGACUACCCAGAUUACUGUCCUGCACACAAGCUCUAACUAGUUUUUAAUCUCCCCAAACAGCUUAAAUGCACAGAGCCCAUUAUUUUAGCAAAUUAACUUAGAUAAAUAUUACAAACAUUUGAGAGAAAAACAUUUUUUUUACAGAAAAUGUUGUUGCUGAGGCUGUUUGUCUCAAAUUUGAUUAAAAUAAUUUGCUAAUUUACUAAUUUACAAAGUGUAACUAAAGAAAAGGAAGGAAGGAAACAUCAGUAAAUUGGACUGUGAGAAGAAUAUAAUAAAUAAUAUGUGGAAUUUUGUCUAUAAAUCUGUAUAACCACCGGUGGGCCGCCCAGAAAACGCUGAGCAAAAUGCCACUGGACCAUCAGCAUUUCCAUUAGUGGGCCAAGAGUGGUCCACUAUUCUCUUGCUAUCAGGGACGUCAGUGUCACUGCUGGGUUGAGAAUGGUCCACUAUCCAGGAGCGGCUCUGCGGUACCCAAAGAACCCAAGAAGGUUCCUAAUGGUCCGUGGUUGUACAGUAAAAAUAUACUGUUACGUUUAUCUCAUAUGCUGAGAAACUGUCUGCAAAGCACAAAAAUUCCAAACAAAUUUGCUUCUCUGGCAUCGAAGAAAGAAACUAGAGACAUACCAACUUUCACAAAUUAAAAACCCAUUUCUUUUUUUUUCUUUCAUUUGGCUCUUUUUUCAUCGAUCUACAUUUCAAUGCAGAUAACAGUAUGAAAGAGUAUGAGUGUAAUAUUGGUGCGAUUUUUAUCCACAGUAUUUAUCAAUAUAUGUUUCAGUUUUCUAAUAAAUCAUGCUGCAGUGAACCGUGCAUUGUUUCAGAUUCAUUCCACACUCUUUGCUCUUCUGUAUGAGCCUCAUGUCGUCUCCUCAGGCGCUACAGGUGAGGCCCUCAUUCAUUAAUUCAAAGAGCGAGUCUCUCUUCAUUAUGCUGCAUUUAGAGCUCCUUCGCUGUGUGUUUUGUGCAUCCAUGGCAACGGAACUCUUCCCCCACAGCGACUGGAUCACAAUGGCCAUAUCGCUUUCAUCCCUCAUCCUGGAGCGGGAGCUAUUAAAACUAGUCAGGUGUAGGGUCCUGCAUGAGGGACCUCAGCGAACGGCAUGCAGGAGAAGGACGUGGGUUAUAACAAAUGGACUCAGCCGGGUUGGAGGAUAGAGCCGAAGUUUUCCAACAAAGUUCUGAUUGGCAACUGGGUGGAGGAGAAGCUACAGUUCACCCGCGAGAGUAAAACAGCAAACAGCACCAAUCGUUUGGACUUCAGGCCCCAUCCGGAGCACAAGCCAGAUGUGAUUGUGAGACGGCAUGCGCUGCGCCGAUCUGAGGGUCUUCCGCCCAGGCUACUCCUGUUCCAUCAUGACACAGCCAAAUCGCACAACCUGGUCUCGCUCUAUGAUGAGUCAUAUGGCCGGCAGCGCUCCUCUGACCUCCCUGCCCUCCGCACCUGGCACUCUGACAAAAUGGGCUGGAUACCCGAGAGGUCUGAUCACCCGAUCCAAGGUCCUCCGACGAACUGGGGUCUGCUGGAGUCAUUGCGGGUGCGGGUGGCGCAGCAGCAGGGUGUGUUGCCCACGCUGAGUGUGUAUAAAGGCGCGUAUCCUCUGCACCCCACAAGCGCUUUCUGCCAGCCUCGCCAUGCCAGAGCGCCACGCCUCAUCUCCGGCAACAAGAGAAACCUGGAGCUGGACCACAGGCCCAGAAACCCAGCCAGCCUGCUGCCGCCGCUGCCAUGUGUCUAACCCUGCUGUAGCACAAACAGGCCAUGUGCUGUU